Messenger RNA from Amphiprion ocellaris (clown anemonefish), 1456 nucleotides. RefSeq names its product cornifelin homolog B. The transcript has 4 exons. Lineage: Eukaryota; Metazoa; Chordata; Actinopteri; Pomacentridae. The record is from RefSeq and is a predicted model, not a curated record. The coding region runs from base 179 to 583 and encodes 134 amino acids.
AGGUCUCUUCAUACAGGAGUUCAGGUUCUGCAGCAUUGCAUUCGUCAAGUUUCUAAAAAAUACAUGUGCUGCCACUCCUCACAGGAGGCAUGUUCUGUCAGAGGUAUCUGAGGUGAGAGCAAGGCUUCCAGCUUUAUCAGGUUGUUUGAUCUCAGUCUGUGCUGACAUUCAGUGACCAAUGGCAGGCCCUUUGACAAACUGGAACACUGGCCUCUUCGGCUGUUGUGAAGACAUGAGUUCAUGCUGCUAUGGUUUCUGGUGCUGCCCUUGUCUUGCCUGCACGGUUGCAGGAAAGUUUGAUGAGAACCGUUGCCUCCCACUGUGUGACAUUUGCAGCCCUUCUGUGUUAUCAGCCUUUGGGAUUCCUCUGAUUGUGCCUCCUGCUGCCUUGGCUCUGAGGGUUGGCAUUCGACACAAAUAUGGCAUCAAGAGUUCUCUCUGUAAGGACAUCGCUACAUCCUGUGUCUGUGUGUGGUGCUCCUACUGUCAGAUGCAUCGCGAGUUGAAAUAUCGCAAGAAGAACUCCAGUGUGGUUGUCAUGCAGCCUGCUCCAAUGGUGGCUCCUGGAAACCCUGGAAAAUAAGGGGUUGUUGUGGCUUCAGUCUGAUCUCCUGGGUUCUCACUGGUCUGUUCUGUUAAAAGUAAUUUCAUUGAGCUGAAAUCAAGUUUUUCCAGGAGCUAACUAGCUCCCUGUUAAGAUACACUACAGAGAAGUGAAGUAUUGUUUAUGUAUUGUAUGAAUUGUGUCCUUUAGCAUCAGAGCAUGUUCAGUAAAUUAUAGUUCCACAAUGCUACAAUAAUGAUAAUUGUGACAGCUCUAGCCAGUAAAUUGAGAGAUAUAAGAAAUUAUUCCCAAUAAAACUGAACUAAGUUCUAAGAUGAAGAAUCGGAAUAAACAGAAUCAACUCAGAAGUUUUGUGCCAGUAUAGUUUGUCCUUAUAUACUUUUUUUAGCUUUACAUAUUUGUAUAACAUUAUGGAAAAGAAGGACUUUAAAACUUGAAUGAAAGUGUGUUAAUCCAAGGUAAUAAUACCGAGUAAUGAUUUUUAGCUACAGCAAAAAUCACACUAAAAAUAUAGAAAUUUUUUCUGCAAACAGUUAUUUUAUUACACAAACACCACCACAGAAUCUUUGUGUAAUAAUGUGGCAUUUAUAUGAUGCCGAUUACAGAGGUUUUUGGAGAACUUCAGUGAAAAAAAAAAGAAUCAGUUGAUAUAUAUCAUGCGGUUUCUGGUAACGGACAGCUUUUUGUUUAUGUGCUUUAUGUAGAUUUGUACUUCUUGCUGCUCUAAUACUAGGUUUGCUUGUGUUAAUGCAUUUGAAAUCACAGUCAAAUGAAAAAUGUUGGAGAAAAAAAAUGAAAACUGUAUUUUCAUAUAAAAAUCUAACGUGAGACUCCAAUUCCAACAGAGGCUGCAUUGUUUAAAAAUUUGAAUAAAAUCUUUCCUGCACUGUC